Molecule: messenger RNA, 1637 nt
Organism: Oncorhynchus nerka (sockeye salmon)
Lineage: Eukaryota; Metazoa; Chordata; Actinopteri; Salmoniformes; Salmonidae
Product: zinc finger protein 501-like
Exons: 2
Coding region: 81-1466 (461 amino acids)
Biological process (GO): regulation of transcription by RNA polymerase II
Cellular component (GO): nucleus
Molecular function (GO): RNA polymerase II cis-regulatory region sequence-specific DNA binding; DNA-binding transcription factor activity, RNA polymerase II-specific
Source: RefSeq, a predicted model, not a curated record
GAGAAAAAAAAAACGAUUGAGAAAAAAAAAAAACACUCCCCUCAAUUCUGCAAGCAAACGUGCAAUCUUUGGACAGUAAAAUGGACAAGUUAUUGGGAAGAUUAAACUACCAACGGGACAUUAAAAACUGUAACAUCUUAUGCUUCACGGAGUCGUGGCUGAACUACGACAAUAUCAACAUUCAGCUGGCUGGUUAUAUGCUGCUGUACCGGAAGGUUAGAACUGGAGAGAGAGCAGACUCUCACUUUGACAGCGGGAAGAGUCCUUCAGGGGAACCAGACCCAGAGACGGGUCCUUCAGGGGAACCAGACCCAAAGAAGAGUCCUUCAGGGGAACCAGACCCAAAGAAGAGUCCUUCAGGGGAACCAGACCCAAAGAAGAGUCCUUCAGGGGAACCAGACCCAAAGAAGAGUCCUUCAGGGGAACCAGACCCAGAGCCGGGUCCUUCAGGGGAACCAGACCCAAAGAAGAGUUCUUCAGGGGAACCAGACCCAGAGACGUCCAAACCAGCAGGACGACACCACUGCUCCCACUGUGGAAAGAGUUUUACUAAGCUACAGAACCUAAGAGUGCAUGAGAGAACACACAGAGGAGAAAAGCCUUUCCACUGCUCUCAGUGUGGAAAGAGGUUUACCCGUUUAGAGAACCUGAAACAGCAUGAUAGAAUACACAGUGGGGAGAAGCCUUACCAUUGUUCCCAUUGUGGAAAGCGCUUUAGGUCGUUAGGCACCCUGACAACGCAUGAGAGAAUACAUACAGGAGAGAUGCCUUACCACUGUUCCCACUGUGGAGAGAGUUUUAGGUGGUCAGGGAGCCUGAAAACACAUGAAAGGACACACACACAAGAAAAGCCCUACCAAUGCUCCCUGUGUGGAAAGAGAUUUACAGAGUUAGGGUCCCUGAAAAUACACAAUAGAAUACACACAGGAGAGAAGCCUUAUUACUGCUCCAAAUGUGGAAUACAUUUUACCUGGUUGGCGAGCCUGAAAACACAUGAGAGAAUACAUACAGGAGAAAGGUCUUACCACUGUUCCCACUGUGGAAAGAGCUUUAGUGGGUUAGUGAACCUGAAACAGCAUGAGAGAGUGCACACAGGAGAGAAGCCAUACCAAUGCUCUCUGUGCGGAAAGAGUUUUACCCAUUUGGGGAACCUAAAAGAGCAUGAGAGGACACAUACAGAAGAAAAGCCCUACCAAUGCUCUCUGUGCGGAAAGAGUUUUACCAAGUUAGUUGGCCUGAAUAAGCAUGACAGGACACACACACGAGGAGAUAAGACCUUCCACUGCUCCCAGUGUGGAAAGACAUUUACCCGGUUAAGGUACCUGAAUGAGCAUGAAACAAUACAUACAAAUACACAGGAGGAGAAGACAUACCACUGCUCUCAUUGUGGAAAGACAUUUUCCCAGUCAGAGGACCUGAAAACACAUGAGAGAAUAGAGAGGCUGUGUUCUGACUUGUGUUUUUGACCUGAGAAUUAGUGUUUUUGUUUCAUGUUGUUUAUGAUUAAACCUGUCUAUAUAAUACAUAACAGUACUAUAACACACACAGGAGAGAAAACCUUCCACUGUUCUCAUUUAGCUUUUGACCUGAGAAUGAAGUGUUUUUGACCUGAGAAUGAAGUGUUUUUGACCUGAGAA